Molecule: messenger RNA, 21933 nt
Organism: Coregonus sp. 'balchen'
Lineage: Eukaryota; Metazoa; Chordata; Actinopteri; Salmoniformes; Salmonidae
Source: the annotation of a GenBank genome assembly
AUGCCCACCACAACUGCCUUUCCCGAUCUAACCCCCAAAACAGCCAUUCCACUGAGGCGGGGAGAGGAGGGGUGUGUGUGACUGAGUGGGCUGCACAACUAAGGAACAGAUUUAACUUGACCCUCCCCAGUUACCACUGUAAAAUCGAGCAAAAUGAAUUAUGUUGCCCCUGUCUUUGUCUGCUUGGAGGAUGAGGGUGAAGGGGGGGGGGGGGGGGGGGACUUAAUAAAUUGCAAGUUCCCAAGCUUAGCAGAAGACUGAGUGUUCAGUGUUCACUGACAGCAACCGAGGAGACUGAUAGCCCAGUAUUCUAUAUCCAGAGCCCAAUCCGUCACUGCCUCAAUCAUCACCAAUCGCCGGACUCAAAAUAUGGAGACAAUACUCCCCAUUGGCCCCAGGCAUAUGGGACAGAGAAGACAAUUUGUACAGACAGACAUAUUUGUGUUGGGUGGCACUCAGUCAUAUUUCACAUCACCACAUGUCGUCUUGGGAGAGAUUUUUUUUGUCCAAGGUUCCUUUCACUAUAACCUAUCAUCAUUCACAAUCCCUGAGGUCAAUGAAUAUGGCUGACCUCUUAUUUCUUAUUUUUAGAGACCAAAAUAGUUGUUGUGAAAUGAGCAUUCAAUUCAGCAUCAUUUUACUGAGCCUUGUGGAAUAGUGUCAGAUAGUUCAAACAAGGGCCUCACAGAGCAUUUACCCUGUUGCAGAAUGUACAGGAACACGCUAUCUAACACGUUGAACGGCGGUGACAACAUGGCGACUCGUGUAAAUAUAUACAGACACCGGACUUAGCCUGCUCUUCGUCUCACUGCUAAAUCUCAGCCGCCAGUUCAUUGGAUCCCACAACAGAAACAAGUGUUUCUCGCCAGCUGCCCUUAAACGUGUAAACAAUUAGUUGGCUUGAGCGAGGCCACAAUCUUUAUGACCCCCAUUAGAAGUGUGCAGGUGACCAACUAAUGGUUUCAGCUGUGGCCCACUCAUUAAGUUUGCAGAGGUAUGUGUGUUGCGAGGACCAGGGUGCUGCUUUGAUUUGCAGUCUAGGGGCAGGUGUGCCUCGGCUAAACCUGUCGCAAACACUGGACAGGGAGAAAGUCUAGUAAAAAAUACUGUUGCAAUCAGAGGAAAUAGCUGACACAAAAUAGUGAAAAAGUAAAGGCGAGAAUUCACAUCUUUUUAUAGAUUAUUUGGUGCGUGCUACAUGCCAAAUAAAGUAACAUAUGGCUUAGGUCUUGAUACACAGUAAAAGUUGUGGUCCAAUAUGGAUAGGGCAUUAUUUUCCCCAUAGUUGAUGUUAAGUAAGUGUUUGCCCACAUGUUUUGAUUUGCAUUUAAGUUUGAAAUAAACACACUGUCUGUAUCCAUCACCACUGUUGCGCAACUUGUUCCACAUGUGUGUGCACUGUGCAAUGCUUUUGUGAGAGAGGCUGCAAUUCCAGUUGAGAAAACAGACUAACUGUUGGUGUUUGAUUUUCAUUUGUGAACCCUAAUCGUGUGUGUCAUUUUUUAUUCACCCAGCCAGCUCAGAGAAACAUUACCCCAUUGGCCAAAAGCCGUGUAGUUGUCUUGUGGCAACUACCAAACAAUUAGACGAAAGGGAUUUUUACGCUAUGAUAACGCUCUUUUUAGGGUUAGAGGAAAAGGUAGCAGUAUUUCUACCAGUGUGUAGAAGUGUGUGUUUGUACAGUAUGAGUGUGUACCAAUUAGUACACAGUGAGCAGUGUUCCAUGUGUGAACGUGACGUAAAUGUAAAAAACGAGUUGUGCCGUGGAUCUAUAAGCAUAUCUGUGUGGGUGUUAGCUGUAGACUUGUUUGUGUGGUUUUGUAGGCCAGUACUUUUCAAAUCCACUUUACAAGGGCGGCAGGUAGCUUAGUGGGUAAGAGCGUUGUGCCAGUAACCGAAAUGUCGCUGGUUCUAAUCCCCGAGCCGACUAGGUGAAAAAUCUGUUGAUGUGCCCUUAAGCAAGGCACUUAACCCUAAUUGCUCAUGUAAGUCGCUCUGGAUAAGAGCGUCUGCUAAAUGACUAAAAUGUAAAUGUAAGUAGUAUGUCAUAUUAUUUGAAGAGAUGCUCAUUCCUUUCUACGUCAAUAGAAAAUACAAAUUUUCUGAUACAGUAUUACCAGUAUGGUUCUGUAGGGUAGUACUUUUCAAAUCCACUUCACAAGUAGUAUUUCGUAUUCUUUGAAGAGAUGCUCUUUCCUUUCUAUUUCAAUACUUUUCUGAGGAAGAGAGUGGAAGGGAAGAGUGGCUUUUGUAUCGCUCUUCUGAAGACAAUGUGAAACUGUGAUUUUUCAAUCUCUGUUUCCUUGUGAAGUAAUUGAUUCCUCUUACACAUCAAUGUAGUGGCAACAUCUCUCUUCUGAUUAAUGAAUUCUGUUCAGAUGUUAUCAAUGCACAGUGACACUGACGUUUUCAAUUGCACUUGUAAGAUUGUGAGAUUGGGUUGCUCACUGACUAGCCAAAUCAUGCACUGGAUUUUGAAUUCUAAAACGGCAUAAUGAGAUUCCUCAAACCUGAUUGCUCAAAUACUGACAGAUGUUGAACUACGAGGCAGCUUAUUGCUUAGGGAUGGGAUAGUUCAUUGGGGCAGUUAGAGUAGACCAUAUAUGUGAUUUGUUUUCCACUAUGAUGGUGCGUUUUUUGUUUGGAUUUCUUAAGGCAAAGCAUUGUUGUAGCGGCGUAACAACCUUGCAAUAUGUGGGUAAUAUUAAAUGGUUGGUCCUAUAUUGUGAGAGGAGAGAGAAGAGUAGAUGUCUAAGGGAGUGUGGUGAUCUGUUUCAUCAGAUGACAUAACUACAGACUGAAAGAAUCCGAGUCUACCCAUCCUGCCUACUGAGGGUUUAGUGUUUCAAAACACACACACACACACACACACACACACACACAGGCGAGGGCUGUCCUCCUGCCGUGUUCCAGGCUUCCACUCAUUAGCUCAUAUUACACGGCUAAUAAGAGCUAACCAAACAAGCACUAGGGAGGGAGCGGCCCUGACUGGGCAAAUGUAUGCCAGAGUAAUUGUGUAUCGGCUGAAUAAAUUACACUCUUCCUUAUGCACACACACACACACACACACACACACACACACACACACACACACACACACACACACACACACACACACACACACACACACACACACACACACACACACACACACACACACACACACACACACACACACACACACACACACACACACACACACACACUCAUACCAACAUUUGCAUAUAUUUCAUGUGAUCUCCCCCACCCCCCCAACAUUUGCUGGUGCAAUUAGUGUAGGUCUAAAUCUAGAUAGGUCAAUGUUCCUUACAUUGUUUUUUCCAUGCUGUUUUAUUCUGAUAUCCCCCCCCCCCCCUUUUACUAUCUCCUUUGGUUUCGUCCUUGGUUUUAUACUCAACAUCUUCUCUGUGUUAGUCCUAUAGCUUUGUCACCUACUGUCCUCUCCAGGGACAGACCAAGUUGCAACCCAGAGAGGGGUGGCCGUACAACCACCACAGAGGUUGUGGAAUUUACAGUUCCACUAUUCAUUAGAUUAACACAGUGGCAGUAGGCCAGAGAGAGGAUAUUUUGAAUACUCUGCUUGCAUCCCAUUUGUAUAAACAAAGCAAUGGUAUAUGGCUCAUUAGGCUGUCCUGCAGGAAGCAGCCGGCCACGCUGGUUAAAGACUCCACCGCUCAGUCGGUCGGUCAGUCACACCCCAUCACCCAGCUGAUUAAUGCUGGAGGGGUGCGGGCCGUGUCCACUGUGCCCACUCUGGUGGCACAGGGGAUGCGCUCUACCCAGGGGAGAGUGGGGGCGGUGGGGAGGGCAACCACUGAUCACUCCCUUAAAGCUACAAUCUGGAAGAUUUACCAGCUGCUCAUGGGUACUAUUUCACAGCUAUAUGCAGAACAAUGUAUUUGUAUACAUGUACGUACACGCACACACACACACACACACACACACACACACACACACACACACACACACACACACACACACACACACACACACACACACACACACACACACACACACACACAAUCAACAGUGUCCAUUAUACAGGGAGAGCCCUUCUUCUGCAUGUUCAUUAGUAGAUCAUUUCAGAGCAGGAGUCUCAGUGCUUAAUAUCCAUUUCCCUGAAGUGUGCAAGCCCUCCAGCAGUGAGGACUUUAGCCCGGGGUUACCUUUUUCAUUUAUCAUAAUUAGAAUUUGCUGCAUUGCAUUAAGCCGAUACUGCCGAAGAAUGCACACUUUGACGACCAUGCCAAUGCUGCAUGGCGGAUAACUGGACCUAAAAAAAAAAAAAAAAUAAUGUAGAAUCUCCUAAAAAAAUUUGAUAAUCAUUUAUAGUCGUUAAAACUACAACUCAAAAUCUUGUUAAAUUCUCUAAUGACUUUAGAUCAAAUGUACCAGCCCAUGUCAAAACUACUAACUCAGUAAACACACUGUCCCUGCAUUGAUAUCAGCCACAGAAUGGACAUGGGCUUUUGGUGUCAGCUGAUUGUGUUGAGUGGACAGGAUGGACAGUUGCUGCUUCACACGUGAUCUUUCCCUUCAGCGGUUACAGUGGGAACGUGUCAAAGCACAUGUAGGGUGGCGCUCCGUCGGAAGAUCUGUUAGCGGUAUUUGUUGUUGGUCUGUCUGUUUGCCUCUGAUUUACACACAGCCUGCGUAGUAGAAACCUGUGUGCCAUCGAUUCUGUUUUUAUUAUACUGAGUACCACUGCCGUGCACUACAGGCUGCCGCGGCCAAGCAUAAUUGGAUGCGGCUGCAAUUAGCAUAAUUGAAAUAAUAACGCUAACAAGCUUUCUGUGUCGAUAGAGUGCAGAGAGAUCUGAAUGUGCUGAGACUGGCUCUGGCACCGCUGCCGUUGCUGGAGGUCUCAACGUAUCACCAAUGUUCUUGUGUAGCUUCAUAAUUGGGGUAAUGGUGUCGAAGGGGGGUUUAUACAUGUAAUUGGAGGUGGGAAGUGAUAUGAUAGUGAGGGCUGUUUCUCGCUCUAGUCUUAUUUUAAUUGUUAGGUAGUUAAGUAUAAUUUUGAGGUUGUUUACCAGAAUAUUUAUAUGUAGGCCAUGGCAAUAGUACGGUCACCUAAUGUUUGUGUUCAGCAGAAAACCUAGCAACUUCGUGGGAUUUUUCCUCUAUCAACUUUUUAGUCUUAGUUUUUUGACUUCUUGAAGGAUUUGUAAGGAGGGUAUGCUAGAGUGGAAAAAGUCCCCAAUCAGUCCCACAGUUCAUAUUUAGUAGCACUGAAACCAUGACGUCAGAUAGGCCCCAACUCUCUUUCUCUCUUAUCUCCCCCCGAUGUAAAACUCCAUCCUCCCUUGAGCAACCUUUCGUCUUUGAGUCCAGGAAUUCGCUUUCAACAAACUGGGUUACAAAUGAGGCAGUAAGCAUUGGUAAUGGGGUGCAGAAAAGGUCACGCCUGUAUUAAUCUAGCGUCUGCGGAAUAUACCCAUGAGUGCUGAGAGAAAGCAACCAGGCAACUUUCCAAAAACACUCUCUCCGCCCUCCAAGAAAAAUGCGGCACGGGAAUAAAUAUUUGUACAUUAACUGCUUUGUGCUUGUGUGGCACAUGAGGAUGUGUGAAACUUACUCCUCAGCCUGAACUGUCCCCACUUACGCCAGCGAAUAGCUAGCUUUUCACGUGGCGCCACUGGAAGAUGCUUCAGGAGGGCGGUCAAGUGUGCUAGCAAAGCAGAGAUCCUGGGUUCGAACCUUGGUGUGAGCCGAAUCAGGAGGAAGUGGUACUUGCUAAGCAAGCAGCGUGACAUCCAUUACACUUGGAAUCUCAUAUUGAUCAUGGUUAUGUUUUUGUUAGUGUAGAUAAAUGAGAUAUCAGCAACCAAGUUGAACAGAGAUUGAUACCAAAACAUUAUGAUAUUUAGAUGUUUCAUUGAUUUAACAAUAGAGCUCCUAUAGCAAUUACGCUCAUGCAUCCUUGAACAUUUUCCUGAAUGAUGAAUCGAUUAUUGGAUUAAAAAAUGGGUUUAUUUUGAAGCUAUGAGAUAGGCAGAGAUGCAUGAGAUAUCUUACUCAAAGAAUAGCUCUCUGUCCAUGGCCUAGAGAAGUUAUGCACAGUCCUCCAGAGCAUAAGGUACAUGUAAAGGAAAUCAGUCCAAAUCAGUCUAUGACACACUGCAAUCUGUCAUUUAUUUUCUUCACCUGAAGACAUGAUUCCGCACCAUUUUAUUUUUACAUAUGUUUAUGCUAAUUUCCAUUUUGUUUCUUUUGUAUGUUUCUUUUGUAUGUCUCAACUUUUUUUUUGUUGCAAGUGGUUAUCAAUAUUCACUACAAUUUGCCAUUAAUAGUGACAGGUCAAGACUCGCUGUGUGUGUGACAACAUCAUCCAUUCAGCUUUCUCUCUCUCCAAAAUCAAUUGAAUUAAAUUCAGAUUGUUAAAAACCUUCCAUAUUAAUUCCUCUCCAAAGCUUUGAAACCUUUUCAAUUCUAAUUCAUCAUCUAUUCCACACCAUGUCAGCUUUGAAUUGGCAUUCACUUCAAAACUUCACUUUUAAUCUAAAUGAACUCCAACCCUGGUUAGCAGUGUGUGCGUGGCGUGUUAGCAGACAUCCUCUAAAUCAAUGGUGAAAAGGGACGAGUGUGUGUGUGUGUGUGUGUCUGCGUGUGCGUGCAUAUGGCGUACGCCGAGUGUGUGGAGGUCUUUUAUUCUCCUGGCCCAGGGGAUGCAGGGCAGAGUUUGACUGACAGGUCAGGGAAAACUGGAGUGGCACGGUUGCCAAGCCGAAUGGUAGCCCACAGCGCUUGGCACGAACCGAGGCAGACGCUGCCUUCUGGGGUCCCUGCUACCUAGCCAAAUUCACAUUGUUAAGGUGGUCGAGGAGACUAAUAACACAAAGGAACGUGUGGCACACACAGGGAACGUGAAGAGAGGGCCAAGUGUCUUUUAUCUAUCACUCUCUCUCUCCUUCUUUUAAUCUUUUCAUCAUUUGUGUUUUGGUGGAUAUUUUUUUGUUUUGAAAGAUUACCUGGUUUUUUUUGUGCAGUUGGUGCUGAUAGUAGGUAUUGACCUGACUAAGAUCCAUUUUUGUCGGAAGAAUGAACACGUUUUGAAACACCUGAAUGUGUAGGUUUCUUUAAAUGAAACCAAGGACUGUAUACUAAUGCUUAUCAGGACUCUAGGUCCUAUUCAAUCACAACUGCUCCAGGGUUUUUCUUUGCGAGCCGUCUUACUUAAAUUAUUGGAGUACUCCAACUUUCUUUUAGUUUCACACAGUAAACAACAUUUGUUUUACCUGCAGAAACAGCUUGUGAUUGAAUAGCGCCUGCUGUGUUUAGAAUUGCUAUGGUGCUCCUUGUCUACAUGGUACUAACCACAUUUCAUCCUUCUCUCUCUCCCAUUUGCUCUCCCCCUGUCCCUGUCCCUCUCUCUCUCUUUCUCAUAUCCAUAGCGGUGUAGGUCUGGCCCGGGCUCACUAUGAAAAACAGCCCCCCUCGAACCUGCGCAAAUCCAACUUCUUUCACUUUGUGUUGGCGCUGUACGACCGACAGGGCCAGCCCGUGGAGAUUGAGAGGACAUCUUACAUAGACUUUGUGGAGAAAGAUAAAGUAAGACCAAUACACAAAGGGGAAUGGGGAGGAGGGCAUGUGUGCCAGGUAUAGCUGGCAUUGGGGAUAAAAGGGUGGCACUGACGCUGGGGCCAGUGUUUGUGGGACAUCAUUCCUUCUGCUUCGUUCAGUGCUAUAGCACAGUGAUGCUUUGAAAUAUGGAAUGUCUAGCACAGAAACUGUGGAUACAUUAAAAUGUCUCUUGAUGUCAAGAUCAAUAUUUUUUCCCUAUAUUGUUAAUUUAUUUAUUAUAUACAGUAUACUGCAAUGUAAUGUAAUGCAUUUCUUUAGUGAAUUAGAUUUUUAUGAAUUUUAUAUCUUUGCAUUCUGAAAUGAUUUAACAGAAUUAUAUUAUAUUUUAUAUACACUAAUUUGAUUAUAUUGAUUAGAAUUUAUUAGAAUUUCAUAAACAGAAUUGUUCACAUUUAUUUUAAGAUAAUAUACUUUAUGUUAAUUGAAUAUUGAUUAUGUCCACCUCAUAAAUAAAUAUCGUUUUUAUUUAAUUAACAGAUUUGACAUAUUGUAAGUAUCUAUUGUUAGUGAUUCAAUACUAAUUCAAAGUAUUUUAGUUUUAGAAAGUACAUUAAGCUUUUGAGAUUUCUUACAAUAACUGAAACUUCCAAAGAUAGAUUGUAAUCCAGAGAGCUGGUUGUGGGUAGAAACCAUUCAGAUAUAGAAGCACUCGCAGUUUCCAAAGAACCUGUCGGGGGGCAGUGAUGAGCAGAAAGCAGGAAAUCUUGAAUGAAAGCAGUUUGAUUCAGCUUUAAAUCAGACAUUAAACUCAAAUAGUAACUUUAUUUAAGGAAUUUUGAUGAUAAGAGGUUACAUGAAGGUAUCAAUUUUUUCAUCAAAUUUUCAUUAAAAUAAUACAAUAUAAGAGAGCAAAUAUGAUGAUUUAAUCAGACAUGCUCAUGAAAAGCAUAUUUGAAAAGCCUUUGUAUUCAUUUUAAGCAGUAGUUUUUAAUGUAAGUUAUUGUACAUUCAUGUGCCGUCUACAGCCUCUUUGUUAUAUAGUUGACCAGUCUAUGAGUCUCUGUCUCUCUGUGUGUGUUCUAUGGUAUUGUUCAGCAGUACCUGUGCUCUCAGUGGUAAUGGUAACCCACUUCUCUACCUGCCGCCUGGGCCAUUCUGCCAUGCUGCCGGGGGGUUGUUCUCAGUAAAAGGUUACAGAGAACAGCUCCGCCCACGGUCAGGAGGGACAGCGGCCAGCUGGCACGGCCGCUCCUCCCGUCCUCCCUGCCCGUUCACCUCUGCCUUGACCUCCAGCCUGCCCCUGGGCCCCUGCCAAGACUCCACGGCACACUUGGCACCGCGCGGCGGAGGGGGAAGGAGCGAAAGAGAGAGAUUGUGAGGGAGGGAAGGAGAAAGAGACAGGGAGAAAGAGAGAGGGAGACAGAGGGAAGCGGAUGUGGCCUCUCUCCCGGUGCCCGCCCGUUGAAGAGGUGACACGAGAUCAGUGAGAGCGACUUGGCCCACCUGGGAGCUGAGGUCAUUGGUGACCAUGGCGACCAACACUAAAUGGGCACUGUCACUUAGACUAGAGAUAAUGUCUCCUCUCUCUAGCUGCAUCUCUCUGUAUAGUUGUGGUAACAGUUUGUCCUUUUGUCGUUGCUGUUUGAUUUAUUCCCGGCUGGACGAUGCAACAGUGAAACAGCUGGUUUGUUGUGUGCGUGUCAGCGACGGGAGUUGGAGGAAAGAUGGAGAUUCCAUGUUGUAUAUCACCAUGGACCUGUGGUGGGAUUUUGGGCCUAGAGAAAUACUCAAAAAUAGCAAGGGCUUAGCAACUUCAUAAAUAUAACUCAAUCAGAGAAUGGUGUGGAUUAUCCUCAGAGUUUAUGGGAAAAGAGAUUAUGUUUUUAAAAACAUGAACCCCCAGAACUAACUUUCCCAGAAUUGCCUUCCUAUACAAAUCUAGUAGAUAUUACAAAUGUUCACUUUAAUUGAUGUUUUCAGUUGCAUACCAUUAUUAGAUGUACCUGUUAUUGUGGACACACAGGCACUGUGAAAUACCUUAACUAACAGCCUUCUGAUUGCAAGUUCAUUCGACCUAAAAUGAAACCACAAGGUAAUAACAGUGGUAUAACAGCAAGUAACCAGUAAUAACGCUGGUUGGUCCCCUGGCCUCUUAGGGGAUUUAAGUGUCCUCUUCAGAUGAUCUCUAAUUGGAUGCAGUGUAUGCCGUAUUAGUCUGGUUAUUCCCUGUGGCACCAGAGUUGGGUUUAAGAUUUCGAUUUGUGGCCCAACAUCUGCUUGGAUUAGGACUGGGAUGUUGGUCUCUUUGGAGAAUUUCAGUGAUAGGGUAGAUUGAGACAGAUGAGUGUAGAUUAGGAAGGCCUAGUUCAUUUUUUUCAGGUAGUUCCUUUUGUUGUGAGAUAUUGGAUUACGUACAAGACCCUUUAUGACAACAUUACAGCAGGGGACUAAUGGGCUGAUAUUGCCUUUGAUUUGGGGUGUCACCUCAAAAGCUGAGCGCCAUCUUAAAAAUGUUCUGUAUUUGUCUUUGGCUCUUUCAGGAGUACAAUGGAGAGAAGACCAACAACGGCAUCCAUUACAGGCUACAGCUUCUUUACAGUAACGGUAAGAACAUGAUCAUCUCUCCAAACAUAUUGCAGUCUUCUUGCUACUCUCUGUGGAAAGAUUAUUUUUAGCACUUUCAGGAAAAACAUUUUACAUUUUAGUCAUUUAGCAGACGCUCUUAUCCAGAGCAACUUACAGGAACAGUUAGGGUUAAGUGCCUUGCUCAAGGGCACAUCAGCAGAUUUUUCACCUAGUCAGCUUGGAGAUUUGAACCAGCGACCUUUUGAUCACUGGCCCAACACUCUAACCGCUAGGCUAGUACAUUAAAUAAAAAAGACAGCAGAAAUAUAAUUGAUAAUCCUUAUCACAUCUGGAAUUAUAUUUGACCACCACCAAAUCCUAAAGUCUGUUUUGGUCAUCGGGGAAAAAACUUGAAAUUUGAACACUGAUCUGUGGUCAUUUUAAAGCACACAGCUUAGAUUCAUGUUACCAUGGAUUUGUUUUGAGACCACAUCCUGAGACGAGACAGAAGACUGUGGGUGGGGUUCAGUACAAUUCACAAGUAACCUAAAAAUGACAUUUUUUAAAAGCACAAAUAAAUUGUGAGAAAACACCAAAGCCUGACGCAAUUACAGGCAAGAAAUAGAAAACCGACUAGCAGUUUCCCAUGGUCCUUUUUGACCACCUACCCCCUGUCGUAUUUAUGCCAUAUUUACGCUCUGUUGCAAAGCUAAUAAAAGAUAAGCAAUAAUGAUUGCUAUUUAAUUUGUCUGUGAAUGAGAAUUCCAAAAAGGCAGCAGGAGCGAGGGGAGUUCGGCAGUUGCAGCCGGGAAAUCAUAAAUAGUAAAAGCUAGGGAGCACAGGCUUGUUUGUUUUUGCUGAGGGGGGUUAGAAAAGCUUGGUCUACAUGACAAGUACCACAGAAAACAUAAAGACACUAUGGGGACACAAAUAAACAGAAUUCAGUUAGAGGACAUUAUUAGAAAUCCAUCUUUUAUGUUUUUAUUUCUGUGAAUGAAGUGAAUUAGCAUUUUAGGCUGAUGUUUAUAUUGUUGUUGCUCGAGACAUUUACUUUGGCUAAACCACACGCCUACUUCUAUGCAAAUUAUUUACAGAGGAAGAUAAUAAUAAAAAUAAUAAUAUGCCAUUUAGCAGACGCUUUUAUCCAAAGCGACUUACAAUCAUGUGCGCAUACAUUUUUACGUAUGGGUGGUCCCGGGGAUCGAACCCACUACCCUGGCGUUACAAGCGCCAUGCUCUACCAAUUGAGCUACAGAGGACCAAGAUGACAUUAAACUUGUUAUUCUAUCAAUGGAUCUUAACAUUUAAAUCUAAAUUGGUGUCAUGUGUUAUUACAGUGUAAUUGCAGCAUAUCUGAUACAUAUUUGUGUUGUGUUGCAGGCAUCAGGACAGAACAAGAUCUGUUUGUACGGUUGAUAGACUCCAUGACCAAACAGGUGAGCAUUCUCCUUACACUGAUCCCAGCCUUUUAACAGGCUACCAGUGUGAACAUUGUUUCCAGUAGCAGUACUCCUCUGCGUAUGAGUCAACCUAUCCCACCUGGGAUUUGAACCCAUGAACACAGACACCCUUCAGUAAUUUUACCUGCUGAGCUAAAGUGCUAUCAAUUUACAGUACCCCAGUGGCAAAUAACUAGUCUUGACCAGUCAGGCUAGAAGACAUAGGGGCAGCCAACACCAAUGUAGCAACCUGGCUCCACCACACACUGUGCUGUACUGUACACUCCUUCCUGCCCUCCCUAUCCCCAGCCCACCAGGUCCUCCCUAUCCCCAGCCCAACAGGUCCUCCCUAUCCCCAGCCCACCAGGUCCUCCCUAUCCCCAGCCCACCAGGUCCUCCCUAUCCCCAGCCCACCAGGUCCUCCCUAUCUCCAGCCCACUAGGUCCUCCCUAUCCUCAGCCCACCAUGUCCUCCCUAUCCCCAGCCCACCAGGUCCUCUCUAUCCCCAGCCCACCAGGUCCUCCCUAUCCUCAGCCCACCAGGUCCUCCCUAUCCCCAGCCCACCAGGUCCUCCCUAUCCCCAGCCCUCCCUGUGUCGCCAUGUCAGGCUGUCACAGAUCGAUGCGGCAACCAGGUCCUCGACAAAGCGCCAGCCACGGAAACCAAUCAAUAGCCCUUAAUGUGCUGCAGCGACGGCGCGCUGGAGACAAUAAUCCUGACAACAACACAAGGAGCUUUCUACCUCGGGUGCGCCACUCAAAUCGCUCCCUCUUGCCUAGACUUGGACAGACAGACAUGCAGACUUUGCAUACUGUAGUGUGUCCACCCGCAGAAAGGCAGCCGUCUAGCAGCCAGAGGGGGGCCCGGGUCUAUUGAUUGGCUGUUGUGUGUUAGGAGCCCAUUCUCAGACACUCCUAUUGGCAAAUUCAAACAUAUUACUGUAUAUAGUGCAUAUACCUGGAAGGCACACAAUAGGAAUACAAAUAAUCUUAUUUUAACAAUGGAUGUGUAGGAAAAUAUAUCUGUUUGAUAUCCUCCUUCAGUCUGCCCUAUCAUCCUCAAAACAGUUGUAUCUUGAUUCUCCUUUUUGCCUUUUUCAACAUGGUGGUAUUACUCACGUACGUCCAUGAUAUACCCCCAUGAAAACUCCCAGACUAGCUCCAGGGGGUGGAGCGGCUACUUGAAUCAGAAAUGAUGAUGUAUAAAUAUCGACCCGAUACCCCCCACACCUCCUCUCCUCUCCACACACACUCCCACUCCCAUUCCCUAGUCCCUGUUGCAAUCCCCACCCCUUCUGGCGAAAUUGGCAGAUUUUAAUAUAGAGGAAGGGAGGCAGGGAGGAAUCAAUAAUGCAGAAGUGGUCGUUAUCCUAAAAGUAUUGUCCCCUUGGGGUGCGUGUGUGUGUGUGUGGGGCAACUGACCACCUAGGUGGAUGAGGUAGGGGUAGGUCAUUGGGUGAGUAAAAUGAGUGGGAUGGAGCACUCCCUCCCUCUCUUCCUCUCUCCAUCCCUCCAUCCCUCCAUCCCUCCGACAGAGGAGGUAUAGAGAGAAUGAAGGAGGGAGCAGCUCCUCUCAGUGGUCAUCCGUCAUCCAGGGCCGACAUGACAGCUCCAGUGAAGGAUGCCCAGGGGGUGGUCUCUCUCUCUUACGGGGCCUCACACGGCCAUCUGUCUGGGAGGGAUGGAGGGGUGGAGGGGUGGAGGGAUGGAGGGAUGGAGGGCCGACCGGGCCGCUCUACACCACGUGGCUCUCCACUAUGGGGGGGCUGCCCCCUCAUCGGCCCCCUCCAUCUCUUCAGUCUAGCCUCCUUUCUCUCUUUAUUAAUAUGAUAUGAGAGUUAGGCAAGCGGUGCUUACGUUAAUAAAGUGCCAUCCAAUUCCAUUGUAGUUAUUUAGCAGACACUGACAACGAACACACACACAAAGCCUUUGCAGUUAUAUGUAGUCAGAACCUUUACAAGGCUAUGAUCAGAAAUUGUACAGGCAAGCACAAGUUCAAGCACAGGGACCCAAUGAAGACUUGUAGGACUACCAUAAGGCUAAACAAACAGAAACACUGGCUUCUCUUUUCCUCUCCGUAGGCGAUCCUCUACGAGGGCCAGGACAAAAACCCAGAGAUGUGCCGUGUCCUUCUCACCCACGAGAUCAUGUGCAGGUGAGUGCCACUGCUAACCAAUAGGGGUAAAUGCAACAUUUAAAGGGAUACUUCACCCCAGAAUCAAAUGAAUGGAAACGAUUGGCACCAUCUAAAUUCAUCUGGGAUUGGGUUCUGCAGUUCUCCUGAUGCAUGUACAAGAAUCUACACAACAUGUACACAUACCAUUGACUCCAGGCUAUUUUAUGGAAAUAAUUAAUGUUUGGGUGAACCCUUUAAGGGAUCACCACAAGGCUCAAGGUUAAAGUCCCAUUGGUCAAAACCAGUGAAUUUUAUUCAAGAAGGGGCAUCCUUAUUCCUCUGUGGGCCAUCGCUUUUCGUGUUAUAUAGUUCUCUCUAUAUAGCCCUAUAGGGUUGUUCUCAUUAAAGAAGUAUAGUUGGAUUGAAUACCAUGCUGAGUCAUUAUCUGCCCACUGUGUGUCUGCCGGAUGAAGGCCCAUGUUGAUGGGGGCUUUGUGUGUUUGUAUGUGUUUUGAUGGAGGUUGGCUGGGCACAAGUCUGUAGGGCGUUGGUUGGGGCCUGGUAGGAGUGAGUGUUAAUUAUGCAAUACAGGAAGUGUGUGUUUGUGUGUGUGCCGCCUUGGACACUGGGGGGUUGAGGAGCUUCAUGCCUUGGCCCACGAGAGGCCUCAGCUGGGUGGAGAAAUAAAAAGAGGGAGGGAGGAGGUUGGGGUCGACACAGCCCUUUGCCUUUUCCACUGACUCAGUCAUCCCUGUUGGAACCCAAUUGCAUAUGCAUCAACUGCUAUUCAAGCAAAACCUUGAUCAGGAAGUUUCUGGGGCAAGACAAUAGAGCAUUUACCCGUGAGAAGGCAAUUGUUGAUUAAUUGAAUCAAUAACUCAGCUAAGUGUUUAAACACAGUUCUAGAAGAAUGCUGAUUUGCCUUACCAUGGAAACCCUCCAUCUGUUAUUUUGGUUGAAUAAGGCUCUAAGUCAUUAUCGUACUAAUUUUAUGACCUAGCUGGGGAAACCAUAUCAUGUAUUAUCUGAGGGUUGUCUCCCAGUUAUCUCAUGCAUCUUGUUUCACAUUUCAAAGCCAAUUUCAAACAGUGCAUGGAGGAACAUUCAACUUUUCAACAUUUAGUUGAAAAAUUGUCGAUACCGAAAAUGUGGGGACUUCUUUGAGCGACGGACCCAUUGUCUCCUCCUUGGAGAUCCCCUCUGAUACGCCGCUUCAUUUUCAUAAUGACGGUUCCAGUCGGCGUCGGUCAUUACGUGAUUGAGUGUGAUUAUUAACCAUCCUUCCCCUAAUGAAUCCUUCCCCUGUUUCCAUUGGUUAAUGAGAAGGGGAUGAAAGAUACGCUCUCUUUCUUCAUCUAUCUCGAUAUCCCCCUCGGUCUCCCAGGUGACAGGGACGUGAUGGCUGAGGUGUCUUUAUCUAGUCCCUCAUGGUGUUGCAACCUGGCUCGCUGCUGUAUAAAGUAACACACUCAAUCUGCAGUGGAAGUAUACUGUAUCAGCUGGUAGGGACCCGCUCAGGCAUGGCCAUGUGGUCCCUGGUGGUGGCUUUUGAGACUUGUCCCUUUGUCCAGAACUCUCUGAAGAUAGAGAGUAGUUCUCUCAUCUUAGAGUUAAAUGCACUGAACCUAUUGAAAGGUUUGACAAUUUAAAAGAUUUGCAAUGAGUUUAUUAGUCGUUAAUUAGAUAGACAUGACGACAUUAUAGAUUUUGGGAUCAAAAUGGAGACCCUUUAUUUACAGUGUUUAAAAAAAUAUUUAUAUUUAAGUAUUUUAAAUAUCACUACUUGACAUACACAAAACUAUAAACUUAACUAUGUCAGUAGUUGAUUAGCAAAUAGAUGUUAAGUGUCAUUGUAUUCCAUGUAAUGUGACAUGCAUUGGCUCAUAAUAUCAACACAGCAUUCUUUAAUUUGAGACUGGCUCUUCCAAAACCACCAAACUGGGCUUUGUGGUAGUCAGUUGGCGUGGGUCAGUCAUUCGAGGACUGUGCUAUGGGUACACAGGCUAGCCAGGACUGGGUUCUGUGCACCAGCCCCGGUGCCAGGCUGGAAGAGGGCACGCUGUGUGAGAGAGAAAGGCUUGCCACGGGCGUCCUCUCCCAGCCAAGCCGGCUGUCUGCCUGCCGUCCUGCCGCAUAUCAUUAGGUCUGGCCACGGCCCUCAUGUUUGGGCUGGGUAAUUACAGCUCUUGCCCUUUGAAAACAAGCCCUCCAUUGACAGCCAUUCACUGUGUUCGCAUCUUAUCACAGGCCUGUGAUCCAACAGACUCGCUCUGUUCUCCAUCCCUCUGAUGCUCGUCUUCAGGUUCCUCAGGGAGCCUUUGAAGGCUUCUCUUGUUUUUUAAAGCUAAACUCUGAUAGUUCAGCUUCGAACACUCCUUUUUUAGUGCUUAAGUAGAUUCCACUUGUGGGGAUCAUUUGAAGUAUGCCUGGCUGGCUGGAGAGCCAAUGGUAAUGAUUCUAGUGACCAGCCAAGGCAGGCUGCCCAUCUUGGGCUAAAACUGGCAUUCCAGGCUCACUUCUUAUUGUAGAUUCGGUGUGGAUCCUUUUUGCUAGAUUGACAAAUCAUCAAGUAGGCUAUCUGUGAUUUUGGCCUCUCUGGUUUCGUUACUGUGGCGCUCACUGGACCAGCACUGCUCAUGCUUAGGCUCAUGGCUUGAGUAGUAACGCUGACUGGAUAUCCAGUCUAGUUGUUUUGUAGGACUCGUCUGACUUACUGGCCUGUGUUCUCAGUCAUUAGCUAGCUAGGGUGUUAGCCUGUUUGGGCCCUGGGGGGAAACGUCAUUAAGGUGAUAUUGUGGACGCUCAGCCAAGGUUUGUUUUCGUGUGCGAAGGUCCCGGGUCCCCCGAGGGGCCUGGCAGUGCUCCUGGGGUCCAGUUUGUUUAUAACACUUUCUCAGUUUGAGGAGGUUGUCACCACAGCAGCACCAUUGGGUUUCCAAUGCUAAUUGGUCUCCUGGAACUUUGCUAAUGGUUCCAAGUAGCUGGGAGAAUAAAUUAUUGUGGCGCGUUCUAUGGCAACAGUCACACACACACAAAGACCAGGCAAAAAAACAGUGCUUAGUUUAUGUUUUUCUUCUACUUCUACUAAACGGUGUGAUAAAUGAUUCAUAAAAUGGGUUCAUUUGGCAUUCGGUGGCUCGAUUUGUAGCUUCUUUGUGGCAAUGUGAUUCAUGACAGCAUGGGUGAGUGUGUGAGCAUAAUUGGUCCUCGGCAGGUCAUGCAAUAUGAUUAAUUUUUAAGAAUAAGAGGGUUGGUUUCAAUUAUCUUUAGAAUAACACAUUUAUAUUUAAAAUGGGACCUUAGUUACUGUAGCAACCCACAGAAUCAGGACUCCUAUUUACAUUUGAGUCUCUGCAUGAAACAAAUCAUGUUGAAUGUAAAUGUACAAAAUACAUAUAUUGAAUCCAAAUUCAUUUUCUGAAUCCAAUGUAAUUGACCCUGAAUGGACUGCUAAACUACUAGAAAGUAUGCCACUACCACUACCAACAAAACGGAGUCACACAAAGCAUUGUGUGAACUGAAAAACUCUCUUUGCGCUGUGCUAUUGUUACACUAGACUGAAUCAGAAUCAAUGGGAAAAUGAUCCUCAUUGUCCACCAUUGCAUGGUAACCAACGAGAAGGGCACAUUUGGCUGAAUUCACACCCCCUUUUCUGAAACGGCAUGCCACCACAUGAGCAGUUGGGCAGGGGCAGAGGGGCAGUGGCACAGACCUGGUGGCCAUGGCGGUGUGGCAGGGGUGAUGGCACGGGGGGCAGGAUGGACGAGCGGAGGGGACCGAGAGAGAGAGGUGGCUCAGCACCAGGCCGGCCAUCUCUGGGCGCUGUCCAAACUGUCAACGAGUCACUGAGUGACCUUGGCUGGAGCCCUGGCCAGCUGGAGCGUGGGUCGAGGUGGGGGAAUGGGGGGAGAAAGGGGACAGAGGGGCGAGGGAGGGGAGAACGUGGAUGGCACUCAGCAGAUUGCACAUGGUUCCUCUCUGACUCCAUAGUAUGUCCGCUGUAUGCCCACUGUUACCAGAGAAAGUCCAACAAUUAUAGUAACAAAUUAUAGUAAAUGUUUUCAGUAAACCUGAGUGUGAUAAUGAAUUGUGUCUUAAUUUUUUCCCUAGCCGUUGUUGUGACAAGAAGAGCUGUGGAAACCGCAACGAGACGCCCUCUGAUCCAGUCAUCAUUGACAGGUAAGGACACACACCUUUUAUCCACUUCUUUCUUUCACAGCCACAAAGCAGGCAAGCAGUGGGACCAAGCAGGUAAGCAGGACCAAGGUUUCGUGGUUGUGUCUAUCAUUGGACCUGUCAGGCUGGCUGGGGUAUACUGACCUCCUCCAAAAAGACAGUAGUGGCCUCCGAGGGCACAGGGGUCAUUACCAAAUCCAUGUUGGCUCGUUAGACUGAGCUUUGAGAAUGGCCAGGGGACAGGAGAGCUGGAAGCUCGGAAACCAGAGAUCCACACAUACAGAGUCACAACAAACACACAUGCGCGCGCACACACACACAUAUAUAAACACACACAUAAAUAUAUAAGCACACACAUACAUACAGACAUGUCUUCUUCUCACCUCUUCCUGCCUGUGAUAUGUGUUACAGUCCAAAGCCACACAGAUCAUGUCACACUGUGUUUUCCUAGAUCAGGUUAAGGUCUCAGAUCUCAGUAAAUCUCAUACUAUUCUCUUUAGUCAGACCUCUAGCCAGGGUUGGGGAGUAACGGAUUACCCACAAAGAACGGUAACUGUAAUCCGUUACGUUACCAGCGCAAAAAUAUUGUAAUCACAUUACAGAUUCUUUUUAAAAAACGAAAUGAUUACUUUUAAAUUCAGAAAGGAUGUUUGAGAAAAAAAAUUGUUGACACCUUUGUUUUCUCAAUUACAUUUGAAUCAGCAUUGAAAAAGUUCCUCCUGAGCGAGUCUGACAACAAGUCAGAGACCACGAUGAUGACACCAAAUGUGUUUGAUGGAUCGCGGGAAAAGAGCAGGAAUAGGCUUUUGUAGGCUACAGUCCAAGCUAUGUCUUCCAAUGGUGCAACGACUGUCAGCAUCCAAAGAUUAUCCAACUUGAAUAAACACUUGGAGGACGAAAGCAGUGGUGUAGCCUACAGGCGAUACAGAUUUUACUUAUUAUCUACAUAGCGCAUUGAUGUGAAUCACACUGCUGCCAUCUCAUUUAGCUAUUUGCGCCUUAGGCUACAGAUUGUGGUGGUUGUGGAUGGCUGUUUACAAAUGUAUAUGUGUACUUUAUCCCAAUAAUGGUUAAAUUGAAGAAGCUUAAGCUGCCUAUCAAUCAUUGUUUUUGCGACCAGUGUACAGCCAGUGAAAAAUGCGCUCUUGCAACAGUUGCAUAGUGCUGAUUUAUUAAAAUUUUUACUGUAACCGCCAACCACAGGAACCCGCUCUCAAUGAGUGUAGAUGACAUGCUGCCGCUCUGCUAAUCAUCAGAUGGGGGGAGGAGAGGAGGUAGGGGGCCCAUGUGGGUAACUGGGGGGCCCUGCCUUGGUUGGGUAACUGAUUCAGGGCCGGCCCUAGCCUUUGGGGGCCCUAGGGGAGAUUUGGAUGAGGGGCCCACCCACCUCGCGGGCAAAACACUUUAGUCGCCCCCCUCUUGACGGCAGAGCUAAUUACCUGCAAUUCUACACAUUUUGCCAUGACUUAUGCCAUGUUAAUGAUAUCUGAGUGACCGUGAAUAACAAAAUCAAUGGGGGCCCCCUGGAGGUCAGGGCCCCUGGGCACGUGCCCUGUGUGCCCGGUCAGUAUUUGGCCAUGAUAAUAAUUAGAUAGCUGGCUAGACUAUUUUACCAAUAAAAUAAUUGUUAGCUGACAUGGCUAAUUGAGUGACUAUCAGUGACUGACAUAACAAGAGAAAAACUGCAGAUGCACAACAACAUUUCUAUAUUGCACCUUGUGUAUCAUACUAUUCUAACCCUCAACAGUAAGUUGAGACCUCGACUGAGUGUAAAAACAAUAUUAUGCUCAGGUAAAACAAUUAGGCUAAUCUAUAUUUCCAAGUCCUAUUCUUGAAGAUCAAGGGGUAUUAAAUUAAUUGGAAUGACUGGAAAUCUGGCAGACUUUGGUUUUUAAUGUAAAGAUAUAGCCUAAUUGUAUUAUUAGUUGCAGUAGAAAGCAAUGGGUUAGAAGAAGCCUACAUAACCAACCCAUAAAGUAAAAUGCAACAUCCAUUUAUGGCCAGCUAUGUAAACUCUAACAUUGAUUUAUCCUGCAAUAGAUGUCGUUCAAUUGGUGAUAUUCAUUUGUGUCUUCUUCUUAAAGGGAACGUAAUCUAAAAGUAACUGAAAGUAAUCUGUUUACGUUACCGAUUACAAAUUUGGACAGGUAACUAGUAACUGUAACGGAUUACAUUUAGAAAGUAAUCUGCCCAACCCUGAGCAUAUACGAUUACAAUGACGAUACUUUCAAUCAGCAAAUACACACACACACACCCACACACCCACACCCACAGACCCCAGUGGCGAUCAGUGUCGUUUAGGAUGAGGGAGGACCAUUUUUUUUUUUUUUUAUGAGCAUGGCCUUAUUUCUAUUACAGCAUAUUGGAUGACUGUCAUUCAUAUUCCAUUCACCCAGUUCAAUGUAACAUCGAUAGGCUUAGGCUACUACAUGAUACUUGAAUAUACCCAUCAUGAGGUUGCUACAACCUAGCCUAUGACUGAAAGUUUACAACGUAGAUGCAAUGUCUCUGUGCCGCAUCAUCCUCAACUAGAGUGUGUGUGUGUGUGUGUGUGUGUGUGUGUGUGUCAGUGGUCACCCCCCUCCACCCGCCUGCUACAUCGCUACGCUCAUUACACCCCACCCAAACAAUUCCAAAAUGUUUUCCAGCGACAAGCCUGGCUCAUGAUUUAGUGCCGGACGGCCCGUAUCACUGCAUUUUAGUGCCCUAUUAAGAUGCACAGGAUUUAUGGCGACGCAGCCUCAAGCUACUUAACCAACAGAUAUAACAGUUAGCCAGGGUGGGUGUAGGGUUGCUAUUGGUGACCCGCGAUGCAAAUCACCCCUAUCAGUCGUCACUGUAAAGUGGUUAAUGCCGGCAAUUCAUGGCCCCUUGCACACACACACACACACACACACACACACACACACACACACACACACACACACACACACACACACACACACACACACAAGCGCCUCUGUUGUUUCAAAUGAUCCGCAGGUUUCAAAUGAUCCGUAAAUCAAACUCUGAUUCUGCUCUGCAUCUCUCCUCUGAUUAUUGCCGAUAAACACUAACACACACACACACACACACACACACACACACACACACACACACACACACACACACACACACACACACACACACACACACACACACGUGAUUAAAUGUAUGCAAGUGCACACACACUCCCUAUAUAGCCAGCAUUUGAAUAUAAAAUGAUGAAAUUGCAGGAACUUUAUUCAGAAAACGCUCUUAGUGGGUGUGGUGACAAUGUCCUCUUUUUUUCUCUUGUGAUCAUUAUACAUUACUCAUGUCUUACAUGCCUUCUCUAUGACAUAUCACAUUGGACAUACACACUUGUGCCUAUAACCAGCAUAAGGGAUGGGUAGGGGAUACAUUUGGUUGGCAGACAAAAUGGAGGUUGCACUCUGAGGUCGGACCUCCAUCUAAAACCAGGAAGCAGUUUGUCGAGGCAAGCAGAAAGCUCCAAUGGGGCGUGGUGAAAUAUUGGGUUGCGGGCAUUUAAAACAGGUGUUAUUACAAGCUAAUAUUGCAAUUAGAUGGCCAGGCCAGUUCCAUGAGUGGGACCAUAAAUUCCCAGAGACUGUCAGAGCUUACUGGGGGACCAGUGACUAAUUACUCAGUGUAACCCACACUGGCCCUAACCCCUCCUCAAUUCCCCCUAUCUCCGCUAUCUCCCUUCACUCUUACCUUAAUGGGUCUGCUGGACAUGGGAGUCAUGCCCCUUCUCCCCGCCACCCCCUCCCCCUUCCGCUAGGACCAUUUUGUGGCUGUUGAUGUCAUUCACUCGGGGUGAAGUGGCGAGAGAGAUGGGAGAUGGAAAGAAGCCCCCUCACCAUUCAACGUCCCUUCACUCCCCCCACCCCUCAUAGCUUUCCAUGAUCUGUUCUAUAGUACUAACCACUAGCCAUCCCCUACAGUCUGUCAAUGGACAUUUGUUUAGGGCUGUCCCUGUUGGUGUCGGUUACUGUUUAUGAGUGGCUCGGGAAGCUGUCCACCAUUGGUUGGACCAGUCGAUGGAGAAUUAUGAAAGCUCUCCUGGAAGUAGAUCCCAUAUACUGUAUAUAUUGAAGCCUCCUCAUUUUUCAUAUGAUCAGUAUUAGACUAG